AAAAGAAGAAAAUACCAGCGCUCUGUACAGCGUCAAGAGCAACCAAGAGAGCAUGAAGAAAACGUGUGGAGAUUUGGAGCGAGUUUCAAAAAUAAAUAUUGUGCGCCAAAUCAGAAUAUAUAAAAAAACAAAUUGUAAUCAUAAUAUAGAUAUAUCACACAGUUAAAAAAAAUCGAAUGUGCCUUUCAGUAUUUUUGUGACUAUAAAUUAAUAAACAUAAUUUUCCAAUUCGCUCAAAAUUUGCACAUCCAUAUACAUAGAGCGUUGAAAUGUCUACUACCAGCAGUCCACCACGCUGUAAUUGUUGUGAUGAAGUUAUGGAGGAACUUCUAUCUAUGCGUUUAAGUUUUGAGAAGUUAUUUUAUCGAAUAAGAAAGGAAAUUGUUGGUUUAAGACGUGAAGUUGUCGAUGUAUUGGUGGGUAGUACUGAAACAAAGGAUUCACACACAACUAGUGUAUCUUUUGAAGUAUUAGAUGUUAAUAAGAGUAGGAGUCAUAAUGAUAAAUCAGAACCUGCGAUUCGCAUAGACAACAAUGAAUCGGAUAAUGUUGAAAGUGUAAAAACAAAAAAAGCGAAAUCAUCUGAUGCACCCCAAGCCAAAGACAAUUUUAUUAAAGAAAAGGAACGUGUGGAGCCGGGCUUAAUUGUGGCCACGCCAAGACCAGUUUUAGAUUUCUUCAAUUUACAAGCUCGAGUUAUGCCUACGCAACCAUUUAGAGAAGCGCAGCAAUUCGAAGAUUGGAACAUACUUUUAAGAAACGACGAAGAUCAAAGGGAUCAACUUCGUGUAGAACUGAUGCAAAGCAACUUUAAAGAACCGGAAAAAUAUAUUAUACAAACUUGGCGCAAUAUCUUCCAUAAUGAUGCUGCCCAGCAUUACUCAUUUAGAGGUACUGGCAGGAAUAAGCGUGCAAUAAAAGAUUAUAUUUUUACAGAUAUUUUCAAAGAGGUUUUCUUACAACGUUUUCAACACAUGGAUACCGAAUUUUUCAUAGAACGAACAAUGCGUUUCUUUAAAUAUGUACGGGAUCAAAGACGAAAAGCAGCAUUAAAGCAGCGAAAACUUCAAGAAAAAGAAGCUGCGACACCCACUGCAGUUGUACAAGAUUCAAUGGAUGAUGAAUAAUUGAAAGGUGCUAAUUAUCUGUACUGAAUUAAACCAACCUACACAGUCUUCCCAUGGUGGCAUAGAUAUGCAUGAUGAUAACAUGAUAAUACUCUUUAUAUACCUCAUUUUUAUGAUUUUUUGCAGAGUGCACUUGAAAUAUUGUUUGUAGAUUGUAAAUAAGCAAAACACUUUAUUAACUAAAUAGAUACAUAUGUAUAUUUGUGAUAAUAUAUGUAUGCACGUAGAUACUUUCAAAAUGCAAUGCCUGGAUACAUUCCCAAAAUAAAAACAUUUAUAAGUACAUUUUGAUGACUACAGAAUUAAGAAUUUUCAAGGGUAAUCAUUAA
Molecule: messenger RNA, 1456 nt
Organism: Ceratitis capitata (Mediterranean fruit fly)
Lineage: Eukaryota; Metazoa; Arthropoda; Insecta; Diptera; Tephritidae
Exons: 4
Coding region: 270-1127 (285 amino acids)
Source: RefSeq, a predicted model, not a curated record